This is a messenger RNA of Sciurus carolinensis (gray squirrel), 2651 nucleotides long. It is a transcript of the gene Ccdc177, whose product is annotated as coiled-coil domain containing 177. Lineage: Eukaryota; Metazoa; Chordata; Mammalia; Rodentia; Sciuridae. The transcript is spliced from 2 exons. Bases 331 to 2448 code for a protein of 705 amino acids. The record is from RefSeq and is a predicted model, not a curated record.
UGCAGCAGCGAUGGAACCCGGCUUCCUUUUUUAAGAAUCAAUGUGAGCGAAGGGAGCAGAGCUGCGUUAUUUUAGGGAGACUUUGUCGCACUCCCCCUCCCGUGUGUAGGUAGCAUCUGGGUUGUGUGCGCGCCCUGCUUGCGGACCCCAUGGAGAGGCGCAGUCGGCGGCAGCUGGGGCUCCUUUCGCGGUUGCAGCCAGCAGUAACCCGACCCCGCCAGUGCAGGGACUGAAGAGGCUCGGCGAAAGCGGAGAGCUUCGAACAAAAGCCCUCGGCGCGGGCCCGGGACCCGGGACUUGGGAGACUCCAACAAAGGACGAGGCUCAGCCAUGGUGGACCCGGUGCCUGAAGAGGAGAAGGAGGGAGCCGAGCCCGGAGGCUUGGAAGGGGACGGGGCCACAGCGUCUGUGCCCCCUGAUGCCCAGGGCGCCCAGCAGCCCGCAGCCUCCUCGGCCUCGGCCUCCGCGGCGGUGCCGCACAAGGCAGAAGUACCUUGCACAGCAGAAGGCGGACGACGGGAGCAGUCUCCGAUGCUGCACCUCGACCUCUUCAACUUCGACUGUCCGGAGGCGGAGGGCAGCCGCUACGUGCUGACCAGCCCCCGCUCCCUUGAGGCCUGCGCACGCUGUGCUGUCAAGCCCGUGGAACUGCUGCCACGGGCCUUGGCCGACCUAGUGCGCGAGGCUCCUGGCCGAUCCAUGCGGGUGGCCACUGGCCUGUACGAGGCGUACGAGGCAGAGCGGCGCUCCAAGUUACAGCAGUGCCGGGCCGAGCGCGAGCGAAUCGUACGCGAAGAGAAGCGGCGCCUCUUCACGCCGUUGGGCCCCGCGGCUGCCGCAGCUGCCGCCGCCUCGGCCUCAGCCCCAACUCAGAGCGCGGGCAGCAGCAGCAGCUGCAGUAGCACCAGCCUCCCGGCCUCACCCGCACCGCGUGCCGCCCGCAAGGCCUCUCCCAGUCCCUCCUCUGCUCGGACCCAACCUCCGCCCGCAGGUUCUCGGACAGGAAGGAAGAGCCACUCGCUGGACUCGCUGUCCCGCCGGCGUGACGGUGCUCUCAGCUCCGAGUCGGGUGCAUCGUCGUCCUCCUACAGUGGGGAGAGCCUUCGGGAGCUUCGCUGGCCGCCCCGGGCCGCAGCCAGGAACAGUUGCCCCGCAGGGUCAGCGUCCUCUGCCCCCAACCCUUUGGGCCGUCCUUCGGCGCUCGCCCUGGUUCCACUCACUGGCCGAAGCUUCAGCCUUGGGGACUUGAGCCACUCUCCGCAGACUGCUCAGCACGUGGAGCGCAUCGUACGCCAAGUGCGCGCCGAGCGGGGCCUGCGCGGGGUGCCAGAGCGCGACCGGAAGAUUGCUGCACUCAUGCUGGCGCGGCACCAAGAGGAGCGCCUGUUGCUGGAGCAGCGCGCCGCAGCCCACGGCCAGUGGGAGCAGCAGCGCGUGCGUGCUGAGCAGCGGCGCGAGCGCGAGGAGCGCGAGAAGCAGCGCGCUCUAGAGCAGGGCCGCCGGGCCUGGGCUGCGCAGGUGGAGGAGCGGCGGGGCCGCCGGGGUCGCGAGGAGCGUGAGGCAGCGCGGCGGCGACAGCAACAGUGGGAACGCAGCGAGGAGCGACGACGGGAGCUGGCCGAGCGCCAGGGCCUGCUGCGGCGGGAACGGGCCGAGCGCGCGGCUCGGGAGGACCGGCUGCGUAAGCUGCAGCAGGAGCAGAACCUGAAGCAGCGGGAAGAGGGCCUGCAGGAAGGGCGCGAGCGGGCCGAACAGGUCCGCAGGGAGCGCGCCCAGCGCGCGGCACGCGCCAAGCAGCGGCAGGAGGGCCAACUGCAGCGCGAGAAGCGAGAACUGAGCCGCGCUGAGCGAGCGCGACACGAGGCGUUGCUGCGGGGCCGAGCCCGGCAGCAGCACGAGGAGCGAGAAGGCCUGCGGAGCUCCUUGGAGGCCAGCUUGGGCCGCGCGCAGGAGAACUAUGAGCAAUUGGUGGAGCAGCGCACCCGGGAGCUGAGGGAGCGGGCCCGGCGGGAGGAGCUGCAGGGCAGGCGAGCCAAGGAGGCUGCGGAACGCAAAGAGCGGGAACAUCAGGCUCACCUGGAGGCCCUGGCCCGGGCCGGGGAACGACGGCUGCAGCACGCGGCGCAGGUGGCGGAAGAGGCAGUGCAGCAAAAGGCCCGGCGCGUGGGCCAGACGCGGUUGGAGAAAGAGCGGACCCAGCGCGCCAACAAGGAGAAGGUAGAGAGGGACGAAGACUGCCGCCGGCGGGAACUGCUCCAAGCAAUCGGGCGCAAGCUGGAGCGCAGCGAGCAGCUGUCACGGGAACGGCGCAGCGCACUGGAGAGUGCUCGCUCCACCGCCCGCGCCUCCUUCCACGUUCGUGAGAAAGUGCGAGAGGAGACCAACACGCGCUCCUUCGACCGCAUGGUGCGGGAGGCCCAACUACACGCCAGCCUGGACCGCAAAUGACUGCAGCCCUACGCUGGCCAGACUGGCACACACAGUCCGGGGGCGGAGCGGGGUAUUCCCUCGGUCACUCUGAGUCCCCGCUGCAUGGGCAACACCAUGAACUCUCGAGGCUUCUGAGCAAUGAAGCAAUGAAAGGAGUGACACGUGGGACUUUUCAUUCUGCACCCUUGGUUUUUAACAAAUUACUUCGUUUGGAGAUGCCG